AUGGAGACUGAAAGACCGAUGGAAAAACUCCUGGAAAACCUUCACACUGUUCUACAAGCCAUAAACAAGACAUUGAACAGUCCCCCUUGCCAACCUGAUCUGAAGUUAAACGAGACCACUUUAAAACUGGAGAAACACAACCGGGACGACAAGGCUUACAUCUUCAUCAUCUUUGUCAUGUUCCUCUUUGCUGUGACCGUGGGGAGUUUAAUUCUUGGGUAUACGAGGUCUAAAAACGUGGACAAACGCUCUGACCCCUACCACGUGUACAUUAAAAACAGCCCUGUUUCAGUAAUAUGA
Bufo bufo (common toad) is the source of this 300-nucleotide messenger RNA. RefSeq names its product potassium voltage-gated channel subfamily E regulatory subunit 3 (gene KCNE3). Gene Ontology annotation, biological process: regulation of heart rate by cardiac conduction; regulation of ventricular cardiac muscle cell membrane repolarization; ventricular cardiac muscle cell action potential. The record is from RefSeq and is a predicted model, not a curated record. Gene Ontology annotation, molecular function: voltage-gated potassium channel activity involved in ventricular cardiac muscle cell action potential repolarization; delayed rectifier potassium channel activity; transmembrane transporter binding. The coding region runs from base 1 to 300 and encodes 99 amino acids. The transcript has a single exon. Lineage: Eukaryota; Metazoa; Chordata; Amphibia; Anura; Bufonidae. Gene Ontology annotation, cellular component: membrane.